This is a messenger RNA of Gigantopelta aegis, 3242 nucleotides long. RefSeq lists its product as uncharacterized. NCBI's taxonomy places the organism in Eukaryota, Metazoa, Mollusca, Gastropoda, Neomphalida, Peltospiridae. The record is from RefSeq and is a predicted model, not a curated record. The transcript is spliced from 7 exons. Gene Ontology annotation, cellular component: endoplasmic reticulum. The coding region runs from base 153 to 1721 and encodes 522 amino acids. Gene Ontology annotation, molecular function: protein-folding chaperone binding; misfolded protein binding.
UUGUUGUUGCAAUAGUUAAUUAUUUAAUUGUUGUUAACACUGGUGUAAACUUCGUUAACUAAUGAAGACAUGGUUUCAAAUACAUUGUUUUCUUUCGUGGCUUGGUGAUUCACUCUGUUAGAUCAGAUAUCCCAAGGUAGCAAUCUCAAAGAAUGGUUAAGAAUCAUUUCAAUGUUCUGGGUAUUCAACCUGGAGCUAGCGAAGACGAAGUUAAAAAGUCGUUCAGGUCUUUAGCCAAAAAAUGGCAUCCAGACAAAAAUAGUGCAGCUGGUGCAGAAGAUAAAUUCAAAGAAAUUGUCGGAUCAUACGAAUAUCUGUUGAGCAAAGACAGGCGGGAAAUUCUGGCACGGGAUCUCACCCGACCUAAGGAGGAAAAAAACCCCACAGCCGACACCAAAAAAUACACAUCUUCUUUCAGCUUUGCUCAGACAUUUGGAACCUCUUACAGUGGCGGGAAGACAGCCCCUAAAAAUGGUGAGAAGAAGAAAUUUUCGUCGAAAACACAAGAUUCUCAGUGGAGUAAAUUCUUUGGUAAAGACAAGCCGAAACAGAAGAAGACAGAACAAACAAAGUGGUCUCAACCCAGUACAGAAUAUGACCAUGAUGACACUUUCUCUCAACCUUCAACGUCUGGUACAAACAAAAAAGAACCAAAACCUAAUUACUCAAACGCCUUCCGGUCCUUUGUUGAUCAUUUAGACAAUGAGUUUGAUACGUUGUUUGGCAGUCGGGAUUCCUUUUCCACUUUCUUCGAUGGGCCGGAUGCAUUCACAGCAUUUUUUGGUGAAGCACCUUAUCCCGAGCAGAAGUCUAAAUUUAAAUCCAAACCUAAAGCGAAAGCAGCACCUAGAAACGUUGCCCCAGAAAGGGGUGCUACUGAUGGUCUGGAUGAAGAGUAUCUGUUCUCUCCACGCAGUCCGGGUAAACCGAGAAAGCCGAAAAGUCCGUUCAGAUUCAGUAUGGACUUCGAUGAAGAGGAACGCAUGAAGAGUGGCUAUAAAGAACGUUGUAUUUACUGUGGAAAACCAUUUCCUCUUCACAAGCUGAGUGCUCAUGAGGCGAGGUGUGGAAAGUUUCCUGACAGUUCUAGUGAAGAUGAGAUGUCUUACUCGUCUGACGAGGGAUACGGGCAGUCGAAACACCCAGGCGACUGGCGGGCCGCACACCGCGAUCUACUGAACAAAAUACGCAAAGACAAGGAAGCUGCUCGCAGGAGGGAGUCAUACGAAAAAGAUGCCGUGAUCCAGUGUCCGACAUGUGGUCGCAGCUUCAGUAAGCUGGCUGCCGAGCGACACAUUCCGUUCUGUCUGGAGCGCUCCAAGAGGAAGGACCCCGCCUGGAAUAGCCCUGGGAGGUCCACCACUAACGACGAAUACACCAAGUUCCAGAGAUCACAACAGACUGCUAGGAAUGGCUUUAAACCACCAGAGAACUCUAAGACAUCUGAUGACACGGUGCGGGGUUCCAGUGACAGAGCCCGACAGAACAAAGAGUCAUGGAGUCGUGAAAAAUCAAAUCCCACCAAACAUGUCCCGGGUUCUAGCCAGACGUCAAAACCAGCAGAAGACAAACCAAGCACCAGUAAAAACGCAGAUGACGCAUCAUUUGGAAUCCACGGUUUGGGUUCAAGUCCGAUCAGAAAGGCUCGGGUUGCACAAAUUGUCAGAGGAAGUUUGGUAAAAAUGCCAAAUUCACGUGCAGUUGUGGAACAAAAAAAGUAAUAUGAUUUCCAUGAACAUGUAAAUGAGUGAAGCAAACUGAUGCCAAAUACAUGUAUACUAUGUUGCAGUGCCAAAUGAUGUAGACCCUAGAUGCAGAUUUGAUCAGCAAUGGGUCUAAAAGUCACUCAGACUGUAUGCAUCUAUAUACAAAACUUUUUUGACCAAGGGCUGUCAUACGAUAGUAUUCCAAACACGGGUGCAGAAAGGGUAGAUAUUUAUCUAGCCCGCCGGACCAGAACAAAUUAAAAUUUACUAGCCCACCAGAAUUUCUACUAGCCCGCUAGUCUAUAGGAACAAUAUAUUAUUAACAAUAUUAUAUUAUAUACAGUGUCUUCACUUCAAAUGAUAUAUAUAUAUAGAGAUAUAUUGAUAAAAGAUUCAGAACAUUUGGUAAGUGGUUAACAUCGAACAUGGGAAAUGAAAUCAAAAAGACAGACACACCGUCGGACUGGUAGUUGCAUUAUUUAACUCGUCCGUCAGAAUUUUUAUUCGCAUUUGGCGAGUGGGUGAGUACUUUCUGCAGCCCUGCCAAAGUACAGUAACAUGCAUUAGAUAUAGCAAAUCCACCCUAGAACAUUUAGCCAUUCAGGAUAGUACAUGUUCUCUGACAAAAAGAAAUACAGCAAAACCCCUCUAAACCAGACAUCCAUUGGGAUCAAGUAAAAAGUCUGGUUUUAAGAGGUUUAUCAUUUAGAUAGGUUCUGUACUGUACUGAUACAGUGUGCGAGAUUAAAUUUUUUGGCCAGUAUCCCAUUUGGAUACUAACAUUUCAAAAUCUGGUAUCCCACCAGAGAAUUUAGUAUUAUAUGGCAUCCGGUGGGAUACUGGGUUCUUGAAGUCUGGUAUCCAAAAUUAAAUUCUGGUAUCCCCGGGAUAUCGGGAUACCAUUAAUCUGGAACACUGGUGAUAUUAAAAAAAGGGACCGUGAAAAGCACCUGGUGUUGAAUUCUGGUUUACAGAAGGUCUAGCUUUAGGAGGUUCCACUGUACAUUGUUUCAAUUAUCCAAUAACUUUACAUUUUGAGGACAUUUGGAAGCUCAGAAAAGGGGCUAUGCACCCUUAUCACCCACCCCUUUAAUCCAUGUCUACCCUUUACAUCCCCACACCCUCGGUACUGAAGUUCCUUUGACUGAAUUUCUGCGUGAAACUGGUUUCAUAAUAUAAUACAGAGAUGAUAGAAUUUUUUAUUCUGGAGUAUUGUCAAUAAAAUUAAAAAUUGUUUUCAAAAGAAAAAAUGCACAAGGGUCAAAGUAGACACAUAUGCAGACUAGAAAGUGCAUUUUAUUUUGUAGGGCAUAAGGAAGGGAUUCAUUGAAUAACUCACUUUUGUACCACUUUGGGUUAAAAAAGCAAAUAUUCGUUAUUGGCUUUGACAUUGAGUAUUUUUACAUGCCCCUAUACCACUACGGUUUCAGGCAUGUCCAUCCUGGGUCUGGUCUCUGGAUAGUCGUUGAUCUGACACAGGACAGAAUCAUUAUUGGUAUCUUUAGUAUAUGUCUACAUAUUAAGGAGCCAUCCACA